Molecule: messenger RNA, 1378 nt
Organism: Agelaius phoeniceus (red-winged blackbird)
Lineage: Eukaryota; Metazoa; Chordata; Aves; Passeriformes; Icteridae
Gene: LANCL3
Product: LanC like family member 3
Biological process (GO): peptide modification; carbohydrate metabolic process
Cellular component (GO): plasma membrane
Source: RefSeq, a predicted model, not a curated record
AUGGAGAGCCAGCGCUGCUUCGCCAACCGCUUCGAUGACUACCCGGGCAGCCCCGCGGCGGCGCCGGACAGAGAGGCGGCGGUGCCGCUGGUGACGGCCACCAUCGAGCGCAUCCUGCGGGAGCUGCCGCCCCUGGGCGGCCCCCGCGGCUGCCCGGGCGGGCUGUACGGCGGCGUGGCCGGCGUGGCCUACAUGCUGUACCACGUCGCGCAGUGCCCGCUGUUCGCGCCGUCGCGGGACUCGUACCUGCGGGCCGCCCGCCGCGUCGUGGACGCCUGCCUGCGCUACCAGGAGGGCUGCGGCGAGGCCGACGCCGACACCCGAGCCGCUUUCCUGCUGGGCGGCGCCGGGGUGUACGCGGUGGCCGCGCUGGUCUAUCGCGCCCUGGGGCUGCCCGAGUACGCGCGGCCGCUGGGCAAGUUCCGGGAGCUGAGCGAGGUGUGCGCCCCGCUCUCCUUCCUCGAGUGCGGCUCGGACGAGCUGUUCGUGGGCCGCGCCGGGUACCUGUGCGCCGCGCUGGUGCUGAAGCAGCGCCUGGGCAUGGAGGUGCUGACUGCAGCACAAAUUAAAUCAAUUUGCCUGGCCAUACUAGAAUCAGGAAAACAGUAUGCAGUGAAGAAGAGGAAACCAGUCCCACUGAUGUAUUCCUACUAUGGAACAGAGUAUCUUGGGGCAGCACAUGGGCUUUCCUCAAUCCUGCAGAUGUUGCUCUCCUAUUAUGAGUACCUGGAGCCAGCAGAUCAGGAGCUGGUGUGGCAGAGUGUGGAUUUCCUGAUGGACCAGGAGCAGAACAGCAACUGGCCCCCUGAGCUGGGGGAGACCAUCGAGAGGGAGAACGAGCUGGUGCACUGGUGCCAUGGAGCUCCAGGCAUUGCAUAUCUUUUUGCCAAAGCUUACCUGGUUUCCAAGAAGCCUCAGUAUCUGGACACUUGUAUCCGCUGUGGAGAGCUCACCUGGCAGAAAGGCCUCCUGAAGAAGGGCCCUGGCAUUUGCCAUGGGGUGGCUGGUAGUGCUUAUGUGUUCCUGCUGCUCUACAGGCUCACUGGCAACUCCAAAUACAUAUACAGGGCACAGAGGUUUGCAGAGUUCUUAUUUACAGAAGAAUUUAAGUCUGGUUCCCGGGCACUAGAAAGUGUAUAUAGUCUGUAUGAAGGUUUUUCAGGAACUGUGUGUUUCCUGACUGACUUGCUGCAACCCAACCAAGCUGAGUUUCCUCUCUUCAGUGUCUUUGUCUAAAGACUGAUGUUCUCCAGGGCCAGUCCUGGAGGUAGUGGGAGAGGGCACCUGCAGUUCCACUUACUUUUCCAGGCAGGCUAUGUACAAAACGAGCUGGGGUACCACUAAUGUUAGCCUUAAUGUAGCUGGGAGUCAGAUCAAA